This is a messenger RNA of Anoplopoma fimbria (sablefish), 4578 nucleotides long. It is a transcript of the gene ube2z, whose product is annotated as ubiquitin-conjugating enzyme E2Z. Lineage: Eukaryota; Metazoa; Chordata; Actinopteri; Perciformes; Anoplopomatidae. Gene Ontology annotation, cellular component: nucleus. Gene Ontology annotation, biological process: negative regulation of apoptotic process. The transcript is spliced from 7 exons. Gene Ontology annotation, molecular function: cysteine-type endopeptidase inhibitor activity; ubiquitin conjugating enzyme activity. The record is from RefSeq and is a predicted model, not a curated record. Bases 438 to 1634 code for a protein of 398 amino acids.
GCAGCUUAACUGGUGAGAAACCAGAUCCUGAAGUUGCGUUGUGGUAAUGGAGUGGUGGGGAUGCGGUUCAAAACCCAAAUAAUCUGACACCGUAUUCAUUUAAACCGAUAACAACCGGACAGUGAGUACGCUUUAUAAGCCGUAGGAAGGUGGACCAGGUCAUUUUACCGACGACUUCAUACUUUUUGGAGGCCUCGGGGAAAACGCACAACGUUAAGCUAACGAUAAGUAGCCAUCAUGUCGUGGGAAGAAAUGCCUUGUUUUCUGGCCUCGGCUCUGAGCUCGCCUCAACCCCGCGCGUCCGUUCUCUGAUCCCGCUGGUCGACAACAACAAGCAGAGGUAACUUCGCACUCAAUUGCCCAAUGCAGCUAACAGCUAGCAUUAUAAAUUAGUCAGCACCGACGGUUUUCACUCUACGCUUGUUAGCUUGCGAGCCAUGGCGGACAGCUUCGGAGAGCAGUCCAGCGGCAGUGCCCAUGGCAUAGGCGGUACCGGACAGGGCAGCGGAGCUUCGCUGCUGCCGACUUUGGCCAACUCUCUACCGGUGGGACACACCAGCUCCAACCCGACCUCCCCUCCUCCUGCCGCGGCCGCGCAGAGUGGCCUAAGCGCUCUGGUGGCCCCCAUGUCCGCUGUCACCGCGACCACAGCCGGCUUUGGCAACACGUUCACCCCGGGCUCCUCGCCACCGGUCGUGGCCGUGUCUCCGUCCCUACACGCCUCCUCGCAUCUCCCCGGUGUCGGGCUGGGGCUUGGCGGGGUGGCAGGAGCGGACCUUCUGUCACACAUCCACGCCACAUCCUGGGACCCGACCCUGAGUACGGACUGGGACAACGAGAAGGCUUCCCAGCAGUGCAUUCUGAGGAUAAAGAGGGAUAUUAUGUCCAUCUACAAGGAACCUCCACCAGGGAUGUUUGUCGUCCCCGAUCCUCAAGACAUGACCAAGAUCCACGCCCUGAUUACGGGGCCGUUCGACACGCCGUACGAGGGCGGCUUCUUCCUCUUCCUGUUCCGCUGCCCCCCCGACUACCCCAUCCACCCGCCGCGGGUCAAGCUCAUCACCACCGGACACAACACCGUCCGCUUCAACCCCAACUUCUACCGCAACGGCAAAGUCUGCCUUAGCAUCCUGGGGACAUGGACAGGCCCAGCAUGGAGCCCAGCCCAGAGUAUUUCAUCUGUCCUCAUCUCCAUCCAGUCUCUGAUGACGGAGAACCCCUAUCACAAUGAACCUGGAUUUGAACAGGAGCGCCACCCAGGGGACAGUAAGAACUACAACGAGUGCAUCCGCCAUGAGACCAUGAGGGUGGCUGUGUGCGACAUGCUGGAGGGUAAAGUCCCCUGUCCUGAAGCUCUUUGGAGUGUGAUGGAAAAGUCCUUCCUAGAGUACUACGAUUUCUACGAGGGAGUCUGCAAGGAGAGACUGCAUCUACAGGGACAGAACAUGCAGGACCCAUUCGGCGAGAAGCGCGGCCGCUUCGACUACCAGGGCCUGCUGGCCCGCCUCAGCGCCACCCACAGGCGGGUACGCGAGAAGAGCCUGGCCGAGGACGAGCGCAACGAAGAGGAUUCAGACUCUGACACCAGCUCCACGGGGACCGACCCCGACAGCCAGGGCAGCUCCCAGCCAUGACUCCCCCACGGACAGUACCGGACUCAGAGCCGGGGCCAAGAAUUUAAGGACAAAGGGACCUUUUUUUCUUUACUUUAGUUUUGUGUGCAGUGGAGGAGCAAAAAUCACAGAGGAGAAGUUUAGCGGGUGGGAAUCAAGCUUCUGUUGUAUGGACGAGAGAGAGAGAAGAAUAUGUAGUCCUCUCUUGACUAUGAAAAUUAAAUCAUCUGCUAGUGAAAUGCUCGGUGAAUCUGGCCUGGAGCAGCGUAUUUGGGCUAUUUCUGUAGCUAACCAGCUGUAAUGUCCAUGUCCUGUUUGAUUCUUAAAAAUGCCUGAUAGAUGUUGAGAUUAACCGGCCAUCGUGCAUAUAAAAGGUUAGUUUCGUGGCUCAAGCCGAUUAUUGCAGUCAGUUUUCUUUUAUACUCCAUACUUGGUAAAGACUGUCUGAUGGGGUUAGGGGUGGAGCCAGGUUCGGGGCCAGAGGAAGGGACCAUAUACUGGGAAAGUAGCCCCGUCUUCUUUGAAUUCAAAGAAGGACCUUUUAACAAGCAGAAUGUAGUUGGACAAAGUGCAGAGGACUCCUUAAUCAGGCCACUUUUAAAAACAUCAGCAGCUUGCGAGUUCCCUGUGUAUUAUACAAAAAGUUCUGCUCAGCUUUCAGUUCUAAUUGUGCUGUUGAGUCGACAGUAAAUCAGUUUACCAGAUAUGAAGGCGUUGGAGAGAAAUGUCACCUCUCAUUGACAUCCACCUUUAUACCCUCUUUGUUAUGCUGUUUUCUCAUUGUUGUGCUGAAACUAAUGCUUCAUUUUUGCAGUGUGUAGGGUGCGUUGUUUAUUUGGAAAACCCUGCUGUUCUUUGGGUCGCUGGCUCUUGUGAUUCCGGACCAUCCCUGCACUUCAGCUGUGUCCACUCCGGGGCUCGGGGGAGAGCUCAUGGAGGCAAACAAAAGGAACUUCCCAUGUGGUCACACUGCAAGUCGCACUGUCCCAAUGAGGGUCCAUUCUAAGGAUUUGUACACGUAUACACAAAAGGCCAAUCAAGCCUUUUUAGUAUCGGUUUCUACAUCAUCUAAUUUAAUACUUUGAGAUUUUGUUCAAAAGAAACCUGAUACUCCAGUAAUUUGUAUACCUACAGAGAGCUGCAGGAAUGACUUAUUAAAACCCAGAAAUGAAUCAGCAUUUCUCCACUUCCUGUUCCCUCCUCUCAAAGUCUAAAUAAGGCCUGUGAGAUUUUUAUAAAAUACAUCAGUAACCCCCCCAACACCCUUUUCACGUUUCAUGUAUCAAAAAUCCUUGUUCCUUGUUCCUUGUUCAUUUUGUCCCCGAAAAAAAUGUGUAAGCAACAUAAACAUAUGUUUGCCUCUGAACUUAUUUUCUGCAUUUAUCCAGAUCCAAUGGAAAAAUCCAUAUUUUUUUUUGUCGAGCAAACAAGCACAAUAGCUAACUUCCCAUUCUACAAAUAUACUUUAAUCACUGUUUUGCAUUCUAUAUUAAUUUGUCAUUUCGCAGUGCGUGCUUUUUCAUUGCUAACAGUUUGCUAGCGGCCCAGCACAUGCCAGCGAGAGAACAGCUUUGUUUGCAGUGUGAUCACAGAGGGAGCAGAGUUCGUAGGGCUUCCUGAGCGGAGAGGAGAAAACACUCCAAAGAAAUGGGUUUUAUGAUAAAUUUCCAUCCAAGUACAUCUUGAUAGACUAGGCUCAUGCCUUAUGUGCGUUGAAUGUGUUAUUGGUUGUUGUAAUUAUUCCACCUGUUCACACUGGCUGUGAAAAGACCCAUUUCUAGCAUGACUCAGUGGAAAGAAUAAAUAUGUACUAAAUAGACGAAACCUACUCGGACUGCUGGAGCCUCAUAUAGGCUUUGCAAAUAUUUUUGCACUGAACAUAAAGAAGACGUGUGCUGACGGCCAGUACGAACAGGAGGAACUAUAUACCCAGUAACCAGCAGCAGUAACUCUUCUAAAGCACAUACAGGACAAAGCAUAUUAUUGAGAUAGAAUUGGGGGAAAAAAUCAAAACCGAUUCUUCAAAGGAAUGGUUCAACAUUUUGGAAAAAAUACGCUUAUUCACUUUCUUGCCAAGAGUUGGAUAAGAUUGAUACCACUCCUUCUGUCUGAAGGGUUAGCUUAGCAUAAAGACUGUAAACCGUGGGGGGAGGGGGUACCGAUGGCCUCUCUCCAUAACAACAACAAAGUGUUAACAUUACAUUUGACAGGGGAUUAUGCACCGGAAAAAUUGCCAAUAUACAACCCACUGAUGGAUAUCACACCAUCAGCAUUAGAGGUGCUGUGAGAAGGACAUUGUUACCUUUUAGACAGUGUCAGGCUAAGCUAGCCGAUGUGUGAGCGCUAUCAAUCUUAAUGCUAAACUCUGCACGAGAAACGGGAAUAGAAAUAUUUCCAAAAAUGUUGAACUUAGUCCGAAUGCAGACUCUUUAACUUCCACAUAACACCAUUCUUGUACGUUUUUGGACCAGCUUCUCAACAAGGGGGUCGGACAAAUAUUGUCUUGUGUUGUUGUAUUUGCCAUUUGCUUUCUGCUUUCCAUUGUCCUCCAGUGUCUGCCUUCAGCUCUCCACAGAGCUCCAUGUUGAUGGAGAGAGGAGCGGUUUGCUUCAGCUGUCAAACCUCGGUCCGCCUGGCAGAGGUUUACGUUCUAAUGGGAUUAACUAAUGUAGGGGCAUUCCUUUUUAUUUGUUUUAUUAUGUUUCUAGAAUGGUUAUACAGAGAAGCAGCUCCCAGCAGAAUAUAUGUGAUUGCCAAAACCUCAAUUUGCAACAAACUUCCCCGACGUGGAAGGGAAGAGAUCAUAUCCCUGUUUUGGUUUGUGUUGUGUUUGUGCUUAAAGCAGGGUUCUUCUGUGGCUUUAUAAAAAGCCUGGGUUACUGACAGAAGUGAUCAAUUCCAGGUCUUCAAAAAAUGUUGGUAUUGUACAGACGAUCUGGAAAAGUACAGAAUAAAAUGUUGUUCA